AUGUCUGCACCAUCAUCACAUAGAUUAGCACGCUUGGAGGGCCUUCUUCGGCAACCCCUUCGUGUAACGAUAAACGACGGCCGUAUCUUCCUGGGGACGUUUGUAGGAACGGAUAAACCUCUGAAUCUCAUCUUAAUCAACGCAGAGGAAUACCGUGUGGGGGUAGGGCAAAACGGCGAUGGUCGAUAUGUGGGGCAAAUUCUUGUCCCUUGGAGAUUGAUCGAGAAAGUAGAGGCGCAGGAGAAACGUUCAGCUGGCUUUGUUGGGCGCGGAGGGGGUGAUGGUACCUAUCUAUAG
This is a messenger RNA of Laccaria bicolor S238N-H82, 297 nucleotides long. RefSeq lists its product as uncharacterized. The transcript has a single exon. Bases 1 to 297 code for a protein of 98 amino acids. NCBI's taxonomy places the organism in Eukaryota, Fungi, Basidiomycota, Agaricomycetes, Agaricales, Hydnangiaceae. The record is from RefSeq and is a predicted model, not a curated record. Gene Ontology annotation, cellular component: NatC complex.